CUGGGAACGCUCCCCUUCUUCUGCAACUUCGCUCGCACGCAUUCCCAAGGUGCCCUGUAGCUCCUGGGCCCUAGAGCCUUCGGACCUCUAUGCUGUCACGCGGCUCCCGGGGUUGCCAUGGCGCCAGUAGAAGGCUGCAGGGUGUGCUGCCCAGCUGAGGGCACCUUGGGAGGGGGGCGAUGGGGGCGUCGCGGGCCGCAUCCUGGACCUCGACUGGGCCUCAGCCCGAGAGCUCAACGCGGCCACGGCGCUAUUUCCACAGCACGCUGAUCUUUUACUGGAGGAAACGCGAGCGCCGCAAUGGACGGCGAACGACAAGCCCAGUCCAGGGAACGAGGUUCAGGGGCACUAGCUAGCCCCAGGCCUCCGGCCCCAACGUCGCCUCGGCCCCGGGCCCCGGUUCGGCUGCCGGCUCCACCUGGGCCUUCUGCCCCGCCUCGCCCAGCCCUCUGGCCUCGGGCUCCGCCUCUCCCGAGCCCGCUCCGCAGCCUCCGACCCCGCCUCGACUCCGUGGCCCACCCCGGCGCCGGGCCCCUCUUCGCCUUCAGGCCACGCCUCGGGUCUCGGUUCUUUCGGGUGGCCUGGAGGCCGAUUUGGCGGCCCAGCUGGAACCCGGCCUGGCCCGGCAGGCUGUGCGCGGACAAAAUGGCGGCGCCCGGCGAGCAGGAGCGCUCGUUCUACGGCAGUCUCUUUUCCUUCCUCCCUGGUGGCACGCGGUCUGAGGGAACUGACGACCUGGUGACAGACGCGCGGGGCCGCGGCGCGGGGCGCAAGGACGCCGCCACUCUGGCCUCGUCUCCCGGCCAGGCGCCGGCCUCAGAGUCCUCGGGCACCCAUGACGCCUCACGUAGGCGGCCCUGCCGGGCCUGCGUAGACUUCAAGACGUGGAUGAGGACGCAGCAGAAGCGGGACAAGAAGUUUAGGGAGGAUUGUCCACAGGAUCGCGAGGAACUGGGUCGUCACAGCUGGGCUCUGCUCCACACCCUGGCUGCCUAUUACCCGGACCAGCCCACCCCAGAACAGCAGCAAGACAUGGCCCAGUUCAUCCAUUUAUUUUCCAAGUUUUACCCGUGUGAGGAGUGUGCUGAAGACAUAAGGGAGAGGAUAGGCAGGAACCAGCCAGACACUCGAACUCGGGCGUCCUUCACCCAGUGGCUAUGCCAUCUGCACAACGAGGUGAACCGAAAACUGGGCAAGCCCGACUUCAACUGCUCGCAGGUGGAUGAACGCUGGCGUGAUGGCUGGAAGGACGGCUCCUGUGACUAAAGGAGGGCCAGCCUGGGUGGAGAGGGGUGAGGCACUGAUUAAAGUGCAUCUGAACCGGAGCCUGUUGUGUCUCAGUAGGACAGUCCCCAGGACACUGCCCACAGAGGUCCUCCCCUCCGGCACAAUACAGAAGUGGAGGUGCCCACUGAAAGCACUCUGUGGCCUCAGCUGAGGCUCCAAGGGACUGACGGUGAUGGAGGCAGGAGCAGUCAUGCUUGCCACUUGCCUCCUGCCCCAACUCCACAACAUGCACCUAGUUCCCCCAAAAGGAAGACAAGGGGCAUGGUUGGGGUUCCCUGUGCCUGCUCCGUGAGGCCAUGCCAUUGCCUUCCCACUGAGAAGCUGGGGAUCCCUCAAUGGCUGUGCUGUUGCUGCUUCUGGAAUAAGGCCUGCUGUGUGCUUAGUCUCCACAGGGAAAGCUCAGGCAGAGUUUUUCUCUGAGGGUCCACUCACCGUGCUACUCACUUCCCAGCAGGCACAUGGUCUUUCACAGUGGUGGCAGGCUUGUCCGAAGAGGAUCCUGGGGACAGCUUCCUUAGAGUUUUGAGACCAAAAUAAAAUGCUGGGGAAGUGACUGAA
This is a messenger RNA of Heterocephalus glaber (naked mole-rat), 1845 nucleotides long. It is a transcript of the gene Gfer, whose product is annotated as growth factor, augmenter of liver regeneration. Gene Ontology annotation, cellular component: mitochondrion. NCBI's taxonomy places the organism in Eukaryota, Metazoa, Chordata, Mammalia, Rodentia, Bathyergidae. Gene Ontology annotation, molecular function: flavin-dependent sulfhydryl oxidase activity; flavin adenine dinucleotide binding. Gene Ontology annotation, biological process: liver development. The record is from RefSeq and is a predicted model, not a curated record.